Molecule: messenger RNA, 1740 nt
Organism: Punica granatum (pomegranate)
Lineage: Eukaryota; Viridiplantae; Streptophyta; Magnoliopsida; Myrtales; Lythraceae
Source: RefSeq, a predicted model, not a curated record
CCCAACUUGUUAAACCCACAAUAUUCAAAUACGAAAAAAAGGAGAAAAUUAUAUAUUAAAAAAAAAAAGGAAAAAGAGCAAAAACAAAUUAGAGCAAAGCACAACUUUGAAGGUCGAGAUUGAUCAUCCAUCUUCUCCAAGAUGAAGGGCAUGGAUUUGUUCUGUGCGUCUCCGGCUUCCACAGCGAUAUGCACUGGCUCCAACCCACGAUCCAUGAUUCGCAGCCAUGGUGGAACUGGAAGGCCCGUCCACCGCCACAGUCCUCACCACCGCCACCAUCAUGGCCACCUCCCUAGAAGAAGCCAAUCCCAUGUCCCGUGUUCAUCCCAACUAAUGCCUAUUGUCCCCCGGCCUUACUGCGAGAAACCUCGAGCCAGCAGUUCCAAGCAAAUCGCUGGCGAUGCCUGUCGGAAGAGCUCGGCAGAUAUUUAUGACCUCAAAAGUCCCUCAGGGUCAUCAAGGUUCCUAUUAAGCGAUGUGGCAUUUUCUGAUUUGAUGUCUGAUGAGCCGUCGGACCGCAACAAUCUAUUGUCACUAGUUCCAGCAGGGCAAACGACCAUGAACCCCAGGCACACGGUUUCAAGCGCUGAGUCUCCGUCCCUAAAGCUGUCUCAGAAACCGACCGUAAAGCCUAGGCUCUCAGUUUCGAGCUCUGAAUCACCGUCCCUAAGAUCGUCUCAAUCGACCCGGGCACGUGACCAAGUCGUGGUUCUAAGGGUGUCCCUGCAUUGCAAGGGCUGUGAGAGCAAGCUGAGAAAGCAUUUAGCCAAAAUGGAAGGAGUGACAUCAUACGGCAUAGACAUGGAGACCAAGAAAGUGACCAUAAGAGGGGAUAUAACCCCUUUAGGCAUUCUGUCGAGCGUGUCCCGGGUAAAGUACGCACAGCUCUGGUCGUCUCCGAGUUCUUCAUCGACUGUGCGGUCUCCCUCAUGGUCAGCUUGAUCGACGAUGCCUAGUCCCUGAUAUUAAUAAGCAGCUGUGUACGUAGUUUGCGGUUUUCAAUAACUACUUUCUAAAUUUGAGGAAAGACUCUGGUCAUGUCUGCCUGUAUCAUGUCAUCAUAUAAGUUAUUACUAGAUGUUGAUUAUCGACCAGUCUCUAGUACAUGUAUGUUUUGUAAAUCUGAAGAAUGAAUCUGGGUCAUGUCUAGCUAGGAAUGGAUCUCUUUCAAGCUCUGUCAAAAUGAUUCAUGCAAAUCUGUGUGAAUAGGUGCUCAACCUCAGUUCCUAGCCGCAAACAUGUAUUGUCUAGUCCAGAUGGACGUGCAACAAGACUACAAUAAAACGACCAACAGCGAUAUACACUCUGGUCGAGUGCCGACUUGCCGUAGCAUCUUUGACUUGCCUUGGAUCGUAAUAUGGAUUGCAAUACAUACCAAUUCGGACGUGUUGUCCGGCCAAUUAUAGGUUUGAAUACACAGUCAUGAUUGGAAUUUCCCAAGAGCGUGCGAAUGCAUAUGUUAGUGCAAGAUACCUUGAUGUGCACUGAUCAGAGGCCCACAGAACAUGGAUUUUGUGGUAAUUAGAAGAGAGACAUAUUGGACGUGAGUGCUUUCUCUGUGUCACUUGGGGCGUGCCUAUGAGCUCCAUGAUGACUUCCUCACUUUGUUCCCUCUGUUGGAACUAACUUCCAUCCAUCUGUAUUCUACCAUCCCUCCACUUGUUCUUCCCUUGCAAUACAUAGAGGGAAAACAUAUAUCCAUAUACAUGCAUAUAUAGAUAAUAUAUAUCAAUUAGUUAA